This is a messenger RNA of Aspergillus chevalieri, 2238 nucleotides long. RefSeq lists its product as uncharacterized. The coding region runs from base 1 to 2238 and encodes 745 amino acids. The transcript has a single exon. The record is from RefSeq and is a predicted model, not a curated record. NCBI's taxonomy places the organism in Eukaryota, Fungi, Ascomycota, Eurotiomycetes, Eurotiales, Aspergillaceae.
AUGUCCGACUCUGACGACAUCUCGCGCCACAACGUCCCCGGCUUUAUGGAAGACGACACGCAUAUCGUCGACGCAGACCAUGACUCCGUGCACGGCGACGACGCAGAGGUCGUAGACAUGGAAGACGUGCCGGACACUGACAACCACGGCGACGAGGAUUACGCCGUGUCUGACGACGAGUCUGAACCUGAAGAUUUGGCGGGGAUGCACGAUAACAGCAACAGAAAACUGCAGAGUGAAGUGCAGCGCCUCCAGGAAGAGCUUGCGAAGGCCAAUGAAGAGAACGAGAAGAAGGAUGGGAAGUUGGUAAAGCUUGAAUGGAGCAAGGGUGAAUUAGCGAGAGAUACUGAGCAGUUGAAUGAGCAGGUUAAAGCGUUGAAACGGGAGCUGGCGACUAAAGAAUUUGACUUUUUGAGCGCCAAGGACAGUGACAAUCCUCUUCAGGAUAGGGUGCAUCAUCUCAGCCAGGAACUAAGCGAAGAAAGAGAGGGGAAUGAAGAGAAAGCUGGGAGAAUCGCGAAGCUCGAAUCUGAUCUCGAAUUGGCCGAGGCAACCUUUGCGAAAGACACCGACCGGAUGGCCAAGGCGAUCGAGGAUUUGGAGAAGGCACUAGCGGAGGAGCAACAUAACGUCAAGAACUGCAGAGCCGAAAUCAAGGAUAUUCAGCGCCAAAAGUCAGACCUGGAGAAAGACCUCAAAGAGGCAGAGGAGCAGCGCGCGAGCGACGCGGCAGAGAACCAGCUUUUGCGCGCGCAGCUCAAGUCCUGCAAUGAGAAAUCGAAAGAUAUGCGGCAGCAUAAAGGAGAGAUGGACAAGGCAAUGAAUGCAACAGUCGAUGAUUUUGAGAAGCGCUUGGCGAGGGCUAACAGUGACAAAGAUGAGUACAAGAGAAAAUACGAGUCGGCUCAGGAUGAAUUGAAGGAAAUAGCUAACGCGUUGAAUGAUUGCGAGAACGCAUACCGUCAGAAAGAGAAACAGCUUUCCAGGUCGAACCAUUUGCUUCAGCAGGUCCGACACGAGGCCAUGGAUACGCAAACCGACUCUGACUUUGAUGGUGAUGAUAGCAGGGCUCCCAGCAGAAAUGAUGACCUGCCGCAGUCUACGCGGCUGGAUGCGGAACUCGAGAAUGUAUUGGAGAGCGAAACAGAAGGUUUUUAUUUCAUCCAAGACCAGAGUUCUGAUCAUAAGACUGACGCUUCCCAAGGCGACAAUGCUGAUUCUUCGUUGAACCCGAACAAGUCCCGUUUUCCCGGUCAUGGACGAAACAUGAUCCAUGAUGGAAGCAUGUCCGACUCGGAGGAUGAGUGGAUGGGCGCUUCAGACAAUGAAGAUGACGGUUUUGUUGAACUAAGCCCCGGCGUGGGCAUAGACUUGAAUGGUGAGUCCGCUAUCCAAGAACUGGUAGACGAUGAAGCACCAGUUUCCGACAGAAACAAGUUAGAGAGUGACGCUGACUAUGAGGAAGACGCAAAGAGCAUCUAUGAGAGCGCACUACUCGUAAACAGCACGAGCGAGCACGAGAAAACUCCGGUCGAUCAUCCGAGACAGCCCUCCGGGAUCCCGUCGAAUUCGAGACACCUUUGGACAGACAAAUAUGUCCCGACGCACACAGCCUCGUAUGCAAUGACACAAUUUGACCAUAGCGCAUAUCAGAAGCGAGAAACGUUUGAGCAAGGAACUCAGACGGAGGAUAUGCCCCGAAACCUCGAGCCGGGUUCCAGUGAAGAAAACCACAAGCGGCUGAUCAGCACACUGCACCCUCUGCUUUACCUACUUUACAUGCUAAUAAUACUAUUGGGCAGUAUGAUAAACAGACUAAUAAGCCUCGAGGUGACCCUCAGAAAGCAAUUUGAUCUCCCGACCGACGUUGAAUACGUCAAGGCAAGACCUCGGGGUCAGAUCCACGGGGCCAUGGCCACAUCCCCGAGCCAGCAGGAUGAUACGGCGCAGCACCGGCCGGAGGAGCCCAUGACGACGUCCGUCCAGAAGGCCGAGGGACAUCUCAGGCGCUUAGUGCAAUAUAUACUCCUGUGUAGCUGCGUUCUCGGAGUAUUGAUGGUAAGGCUGGUGUACGUGUGGUGGAGCGAUGACCAGUGGCAGUGGACGACAGCCAACAGGACCCCACGGUGUAUCCCUAUCGAAAUGCUGAGAGGCCACGGCAAUGAGCAUGACUGGGUACAGGUAUGGAACUUUCAAGUGGUGAAAAUUUUGAAUGACCGCGUGGCCCAUGGAGGCUAG